AUGCUUCAGGAGCAGCCCGUUCGGUGCAGAGGAAGUCUACUCCACACCCCUCGCACGCCCGAUUCCCUCAUCUGGCGGCGUCCUGCUGAUGCGCGCAACACAAUGGGGAAGUGUGUGGGCGGCAGACGACACAACUGGAAGGGGAUCAGCGCUCGCGCACCAGUUGCACCGUCUGGUGGCGCUUGGGCGCUGGCCACUGACCGUUGGUGGAUGCAAAACCUUGAGGGGUUCAUGGUUCGUUCCGAUCUGCGUGGGUCGCCAGAGGGGCACUUGCGCGGCCAGAGGGUCAAGGUCAAUGGGUCAACAGGACACUGGCGGUUUACACUUUUGCGGAGGGGGCGGAGGCUUCGCUUGCACGCGGAACCGCGACGUGAGAUUGAAGGGUUGGAGUCGGGGGCAAAGCGGUCACUUCCCAUCCACUCUUUCUCAUCUUUCUCAUGCGUUUGCAUCCUCGCCAGUGCGAAGGCCCUGAAACGAACGAUGCGCCUGUACGGUUCUCGAUGA
Molecule: messenger RNA, 504 nt
Organism: Penicillium canariense
Lineage: Eukaryota; Fungi; Ascomycota; Eurotiomycetes; Eurotiales; Aspergillaceae
Exons: 1
Coding region: 1-504 (167 amino acids)
Source: RefSeq, a predicted model, not a curated record